GGGCUUAAUCUUAGCUAAAAUUAAUUGUUGAAGUUUUGACGCUUUCUAAAACCAAACAGCAGAAAGAAGGAAAUCCAAAUUUUGCCACCAACAUUUUCUCGCACGAAGGACUAGGGUUUUGCCGGUAGAGGCCAGGGUUAAUCGAACUGGAGAAGGCAAAAUUUGGAGAUGGAUGAUUACAAAGAUGCCGUUCAACACGAGCAGGAUGCUUCCGGUGCUGGCGCCGCGAUGGAGGUAGACAAGCAUACAGAAGCUGAAAUCCAGAAAUUCUCUGAUUCCAAGGACAUGGAAGUUGAAAACGAACAUGAGCGUGCAGAUGGAGAACAUUACGCUGACAUUGCAACUAGAGACAAUCCCGAGACAGGCCAAGCCAAAGGUGAGGUUUAUCCGGCUGCGGAAAAAGGUCUUGUUGAAUCUCCCAAUGCCAAGGAAUUGCAUGAAGAACCGAAUAUUUUGGCCUCUGCGGAGAGUUUUUUCCAGGACAAGGAAUUGAAUGAAGUCUUGACAGAGACAGAAGUGCUGCCAGCCAGUAAGACGGUGGAGGAGGUUCACAAACCGCAACUGAAUGGAUUAAGUGAGGGUGAUACGAAAACCCCUUCUAAAUCAUUUCUAUUGGAUGCAAAUGAUGUUGCAGGGGAUGAAUCGGGAACAGAGGAAGAGCAAACUGCAUUUAUGAAAGAGCUCGAAACUUUCCACAGAGAAAGAUGCUUGGAGUUCAAGCCUCCAAGGUUUUAUCAAGAGCCGUUAAACUGCCUUAAGUUGUGGAGAGCAGUGAUAAGACUGGGUGGCUACGAACAGGUGACUGCAUUGAAGCUGUGGCGCCAAGUAGGGGAAUCGUUUAGACCCCCCAAGACCUGUACCACCGUCUCUUGGACAUUUCGAGGUUUCUAUGAGAAGGCACUAUUAGAGUAUGAAAAGCACAAAAUGCGAAGUGGUGAGCUUCCAUUCACCGAUGCUUCGUUAUCAGAUCCUGGUUCUGGAAAUCAGGUGGCAGUUAAUCAAGCUCCAGGAUCAGGUAGAGCAAGAAGGGAUGCUGCAGCUCGUGCCAUGCAGGGAUGGCAUGCUCAUCGUCUUCUCGGCAGUGGAGAAGUUGCAGAUCCCAUCAUUAAGGACAAGAACGCAGUUACCACUCCGAAGAGAGAAAAACAGCUAAAAAACAUUGGUUUGCUGAAGCGUAAAAGGCUAUCACCUAUUGAGCAUGAUGUCAAAGUCGGUCACAUAGCAUCAAGAUCACAUUCGGAGGCAAUGGUUGUGGAUAUUGGGACCUCUGCUGAUUGGGUGAAGGUCAAUGUUCAAAGAACGAAAGACUGCUAUGAAGUCUAUGCUUUAGUUCCUGGGCUUUUGCGAGAGGAGGUGCGCGUCCAAUCUGAUCCUGCGGGGCGCUUGGUUAUAUCUGGUCAACCAGAACAACUGGAUAAUCCUUGGGGCGUCAUUCCAUUCAAAAAGGUAGUCACCUUGCCCACAAGAAUUGAUCCUCAUCAGACGUCAGCUGUCGUGACCCUUCAUGGGCAGCUGUUCGUUCGAGUGCCCUUUGAACAGUCAGAUAUAUAGAAGGUAGUUUUAGUUUAGUUGUGUUGCACUUUCUCGAAUGACAUCUUUUGGGAUCUGUGAAACACUUUCUAAUUUAGCAAAUUUUAGCCAUACUUCCAGUUUGUAUUUGCACUGCGUAUCUAAAUAGAAAUGAUGUUAUUUGCCUACACUUUGUAUUAUACCUCGUGGAUGACAUAACUGAGGAUAUUAAGUCUUAAUCAAUCUUUUGAAAA
Messenger RNA from Olea europaea var. sylvestris, 1763 nucleotides. Its product is annotated as AT-rich interactive domain-containing protein 5-like. NCBI's taxonomy places the organism in Eukaryota, Viridiplantae, Streptophyta, Magnoliopsida, Lamiales, Oleaceae. The record is from RefSeq and is a predicted model, not a curated record. Gene Ontology annotation, molecular function: DNA binding. The transcript is spliced from 12 exons. The coding region runs from base 169 to 1551 and encodes 460 amino acids. Gene Ontology annotation, biological process: regulation of transcription by RNA polymerase II. Gene Ontology annotation, cellular component: nucleus.